UCUCCCUAUAUAUUCUGCAUGCACUGAGGUAGCCUCAACCCCUCAGGGACCUGGCGCAGACGUGCAACCUGUUUCACACAACCACUGCUACUUGAAGGGGUAAAAGAAGCAAAUGAUACCAAGAGAAGCUCGUAACAAAGAUCUAAUCACCAGAUGUGUACGGAUGAAAAUACAGUGAGAUGAGUCAGAAGGCGGUUAAGGAGGGCCCCAGACUCUCCAAGAACCAGAAAUUUUCCGAGCACUUCAGCAUACACUGCUGCCCGCCGUUCACUUUCCUCAACUCCAAGCGUGAGAUUGUGGAUCGGAAAUACAGCAUCUGUAAGAGUGGCUGCUUCUACCAGAAGAAAGAGGAGGACUGGAUCUGCUGUGCCUGCCAGAAGACCAGAACCAGCCGCCGUGCAACGUCCCCUCAGAGGCCCAAGCAACAGCCAGCUGCGCCCCCCGCGGUGGUCAGAGCACCAGCCAAGCCACGGUCCCCUCCGAGGUCUGAGCGUCCGCCACGCCCCCGCCCAGAGGUCCGACCACCGCCAGCCAAGCAGCGCCCCCCUCAGAAGGCCAAGCAGCAGCCGCGCAGCAGCCCCCUCAGAGGGCCGGGCGCCAGCCGUGGGGGGUCCCCCGUCAAAGCUUCUAGGUUCUGAUUGAAAAGGAGGAUCAAACCAGCUGCAAAGAAGAAGUGACCCAGGAGGAGUUUCAAGUGAAUGGAAGGCCUCAGCUCCUGGGCUCACUGCUUCACAACCCACCUGUCCUGAGACAAGUUAUCCAGUUUUGAAUAUGAUGCAGGGGCAGACACCUGCUGAUGUGGCAACUGCCGAUGCCCACAGUCCCCAUGGCAGGAGGGUCCUGGGGCAGCCUGCCUGGAGCACUUUGAAGAUAUCAUCCCAUUGUCUUCUGACUUCCAUAAUUGCCAAUGAGAAAUCCACUGUCAGUCUACUUGUCCUUCCACUGAUUCAAGUUUCUUCAAUCUGAAGAUACAUGUCUUUCUUCAGGGAUGUGCAGGAAAAAAAAAAGAUAUUGUUGCAUAACCGUGAAAUGGCAAAAAUAAAAAAGAAAUUAUCAAGUGUUGGCAAGAACGUGGGGAAAAUUCUCAUAAGCUGCCAAUAAGAAUUUAUAAACUAUUACAACACCUUUGGGGUGCAAUCUGGGGAUAUUAAAAAACAGUAUAUUGUAUAACCUGUGAUCAAGCAAUUAUGAUUUUAGGCACUCAUCCCAGAGAAAAAUUGAAUUUAUAGAGAAAAGAGAUACACAUAAAUUUGUUUAAUGAAUUAUUUUUUGCCAUUGGGGGGAAAAAAGAGAUAGAAAAAGUUAACCAAAAUUCUCACCAAUAAGAGAAUGAGUGGAUCAAUUGUGGUAUAUUCAUAAAUAAAAUCCUAAACAGCAGUGAAAACAAUGAAUCAGAUGCACCACAUCAGGUAGAUAAAUUUGGAAAACAAAAUGAGGAGUAUAAAAAGCAAAUACUAGAUGGUAAAUGCAAUAUGAUGCCCUAUGUAUAAACUUUAACAAACCACACUACUAUGUUGUGUAUUUCUAAUAAGCAGAAGUCAUAAAAUCUCACACUUUAUCUAUAAUGCAAUAGAAUAAAAAAUGACAACAAAGUAAAAGGAUAUACAAAAAAUCUAUAUUCUUAGGAAUAAAAACAAUUUUUAAGAACUCCUGGUUUGAAGAAAUAAUAGAAAUUAAAAUCUAUAUAGAAAUAGUUAAAUAUUAGCCAGACAGAUAUUUGUUUGGGGAGAUAAGUGGGAGACUGAUGAAAAUCCUGGAGUGACUCUAAGGUUACAAGUCUUAGAAAACAAAAAUGUUUCUUUGGAGUUGGUUUUGGGUGUGGACUUAUGAUUGUGGCUUCUGAUGGUUUUUGACAUGGGGAAACAAGGGGAAGAGAUGGAAUACACUCUUCUCCCACAAAUCUUCCUUUAGCAAUAGAUAGGAAAACACAGUAGAAGACAGUAGAAUGUUGUAGAAUGUGGAGGGAUGUAAAAUGGACAGUAUUAAAGUAGAGAGAAUCUCAGAGUAUAGGAAAGAAAGUGCAUUAGGUGUUAUCUUGUGCAGAGAGCUGGUGUGGUCAAGCACAGGCAGCUGCCCGAAGCUCCAACAGGGCCAUGGCUCUGUGUCCUUGAGUGAGCACUGCCAAACCUAGCCAUGUUUAAGAAGCAAAUAAAAAUAUGGGGACAAUGUCAGAGGAAGGUGGGGGGGGGGGCUGGGGGGAGAGACAAUGCCAGAGAGUAGGGAGAAAGAGUGGUAGACUCAGAUAAGAUAUGGCUCAGAUGCCAUGCCCCCAGAAAUAGGAAUCAAGCUAAGUACUGUCCCAAGGAAGCUGGGGGGAGGGGGCGGGUUGAGGUCAGAGUGUCCUGGCUCCCUCACUUGGGGAUACCAUGGCUGUCUGUGGAAGUGCCAAUAAAAAGGCAGGGCAAUUUAACUACACAGAAUCUUCAGGUAGAAAUGUUUGUCUUGCCUAAAUUCUGGUGCUAAAUGAAAAACAAAAUGAGAACCUCUACUAUGAACAGUUUCUAAUGAUGAGAUAUCUAAGGCCUUACAUUCCUGGUAUAACACGGUGGGGUGGGGGUAGAAGUAGAAUACAUGUCAGACCACUGGUGAAUGAGGACAAAGUACCAUUCUAGUCCCAUCCAGACCCAAUAAAGAAACUUAGAAACCCUUCAGCUUGUUUUAGAUUUUGGCAAAGCCAGACACCAUACUCAGAGCUUGCUGGGGUCUAGGUUCCAUGUCAUCCAGAACACACACAAUUACUACAGAAUAAUUGUGGAGGGGAGAGCAUAGCAUACAUUAAUUCAUGCAAAAAGUUGGAUAUUAGUUCAAAAAUGUUAAAAUACUGGAUUCUCAAUUCUUGUCUGUUGUGGAAAUAAAACUUGGGGAUGGAUCAAAAUAUCUGGAAAUUACUUCAAACUGGUGGGCAGCUAAAUGUAAUGUGCCUUGGAUGUUAUAACUAAAAUGUACUGUAAUCCAAUUAUACAUUUUAUCUUUUAAGGUUUGUUCCGGGGAGCACUACCCUGUAAAUAUUAUGGAAAUUAUAUAAAGUUCUGAAAGCUAUUCUAUACUAACUUCUUGAGUGGAUAUUCUCAACCACAAUGUCUGGUAGAUGACUGUGAUAAUUCCGGAUGUUGACUGAUUUCAUGUUUAGACAUUUUGACUGGUUUUGGGAAACCUGAGGUGUGUACUCAGAAUUGUCCUGGUAGAUGCUUAACAACUGAGUCUCUGGGUAGAAAGCCUUGAUUUAUAGUGUUUGCCAAUUUCCAUGGUGUAAAUAUUUCCACUAUGCUGAUUUCAAGCUGUAAACAUGAUGUCCCUCAAUGCAGAAUUGGGAGAUGUGCACAACUGAUUCUUGUGAAUCAGCACAGGUCAGUGCCAGGGCACCACUGUAAUACCCACAGCCUCUGUAAAACUAGGGUGUACUACUAAAAAUUAUGCCCCAUAUAUAUACAAAAGCACUAGUAA
This is a messenger RNA of Galeopterus variegatus (Sunda flying lemur), 3444 nucleotides long. RefSeq names its product myelin-associated oligodendrocyte basic protein (gene MOBP). NCBI's taxonomy places the organism in Eukaryota, Metazoa, Chordata, Mammalia, Dermoptera, Cynocephalidae. Gene Ontology annotation, molecular function: myosin binding; actin binding. The transcript has 8 exons. Bases 180 to 638 code for a protein of 152 amino acids. Gene Ontology annotation, cellular component: cortical actin cytoskeleton. The record is from RefSeq and is a predicted model, not a curated record.